Carassius gibelio (silver crucian carp) is the source of this 4620-nucleotide messenger RNA. Its product is annotated as CAP-Gly domain-containing linker protein 1-like. Gene Ontology annotation, cellular component: microtubule plus-end; nucleus; cytoplasm. Gene Ontology annotation, biological process: positive regulation of microtubule polymerization; cytoplasmic microtubule organization. The record is from RefSeq and is a predicted model, not a curated record. Lineage: Eukaryota; Metazoa; Chordata; Actinopteri; Cypriniformes; Cyprinidae. Gene Ontology annotation, molecular function: microtubule plus-end binding. The transcript has 22 exons. Bases 291 to 3131 code for a protein of 946 amino acids.
ACCCACUACUUCCCACUUUCAUUGAUACAAGCCCAUUUUAAUUGCUCGUUAUUCAGAUGGCAUGUCAAAAGUCACUGUAAUUAAAGUGUUUAGGUGCAGCUUGUGUUGCCUCACCGAUCAUCAUCAUCAUAGUGUGAGAUCAUCCAGACAAACACGAAAUCCGUUCAUUUCCCUUAUCACGGAGGAAUGCUACACAUUACAGUCCAGGGAAUCUUAUCUGGUCAGGGAGGGGUUCACGUUUUUUCCAGGCCCUCCAGGAAUAGCACAUUUGCGUGCAUAAAGCAGGGAAAAUGAGUGCGGGAAAUCCGAGUGGUCUCAAACCACCCACCAAGAUUGGAAAAGCAGCACCUGCUUCACCAACCAAAACCUCGCCCAGCUCAGAUGGUGCCAAAGCUGUAACAUCUCCAACCUCUAAUUCGGCCCAAGAUGCUGUGUCAGAUUUCUCUGUCGGUGAACGAGUUUGGGUCAAUGGAAAUAAACCAGGUUAUGUGGAGUUCAUUGGAGGGACCCAGUUUGCACCGGGCCAAUGGGCGGGAAUUGUUCUAGAUGAAUCCAUCGGGAAAAAUGACGGCUCUGUGGCCGGAGUGCGCUACUUCCAGUGUGAGGACUUGCAAGGUAUAUUUACUCGGCCCUCCAAACUGUCCCGCACUCCAGUGGCAGAGCGUGAAGCCAAUGGCAUGCAGACACCCGCCAACAAGACAUCCACUUCCCCUGCCAAAGAUCCUGUUCCUGUCACUCAAACCACUAGUGCAACAACCAAGACCACAACAAACCUAACCAGGGCCACCAGCGAGUCUGCAUCCAAUCUGUCUGAGACGGAUUCGGCCAAGAAGUUGCAGCAGGAACUGAAGUUGGGUGAUCGUGUGCUGGUUGGUGGAACCAAGGCAGGUGUUGUGCGUUUUUUGGGCGAAACUGACUUUGCGAAAGGUGAUUGGUGUGGUGUUGAGUUGGACGAACCUCUUGGCAAGAAUGAUGGGGCAGUGGCUGGUGCAAGGUAUUUCCAGUGCCUACCAAAGUACGGACUAUUCGCUCCUUCUCACAAAGUCAUCCGCAUCGGAUUCCCAUCCACCACUCCUGCUAAAUCCAAAACCUCCAGGCGCAGGUCGACCCUAAAGAACAGCACCAGCGCGUCCUCCAUCAGCUCCCUCAGCUCUGUCACCUCCUCAGUUGGAGGCAAACCCAGCCGAGCAGGCCUGCUCACAGAGACGUCGGCUCGGUACGCGCGGAAGAUCUCAGGCACCACGGCCCUGCAGGAGGCUCUGAAGGAGAAGCAGCAGCACAUCGAGCAGCUCCUGGCCGAGCGGGACCUGGAGAGGACGGAAGUGGCACGAGCCACAAGUCAUGCCGGAGAAGUGCAGCUAGAGCUGGGGCUGCUCAGACAGGGCCAGGAUCAGUACGCUCUGGAGAUGGAAGCCAAGUUGGACCAGUUGCGGAGACUCGUGGAAACUGCAGACAGAGAUAAAGUGGAACUGAUGAAUCAACUGGAAGAGGAAAAAAGAAAAGUGGAGGACCUGCAGUUCCGUGUAGAGGAAGCUUGCAUUACCAAAGGUGACCUAGAGACGCAGACCAAACUGGAGCAUGCCCACAUUAAGGAGCUCGAACAGAGUCUUCUCUUUGAAAAGACCAAAGCAGACAAACUCCAGAGGGAGUUAGAGGAUACUAGGGUGGCCACGGUGUCUGAGCGCUCCAGGAUCAUGGAGCUGGAAAAGGAAGUGUCUGACCUGCAUCUUCAGCUGAGAACUCUCCGGGCCGAGACCACAGGAUCAGCUUCACCUCCAUUACAAGACAAAAAGAUCAAGGAGUUGAACUUUGAGUUAGAGAACAGACAGAAGGAAGUUCUCCUGUUCCAGCAGAAACUCACUUCCUCUGAACAGGAUAAAACAUGCCUCCAGGAACAGCUGCAAGAUCUGAAACAGAAACUUGACACCGCAUCAGAGGACAAUAACAAAGCAACACUAGCCAUGCAAGAAAUAGAAAGCACCAUGAAAAUUCAGAGAGAGAAGCUGGAUCAGGUGUCCAGGGAGAAGGAAGAGCUGCAGAGGGAUGUGUCCGUCCGGCAGCAGCAGGAACAGGCGAAGGAUGAAGAGAGAGAUCUUCAGAUGAAGGAGCUGAAGGAGAAGUUGGGCCGAACAGAAGGAGAGAUGAACAGAAUCACAGAGAGGAGUGCUGAGCUUGAACGGCAGGUGCUGGAACUGAAAGCCAUCAAAUUUGACCAAACCCAGAGUUUACAGUCUGAUGAAAAGCUGAAGCAGAUGAUGAAUAGGAAUAAAGAAUUGCAGGAGGAGCUUGAGGUCCUGAAGCAGCAGAAAUCUCAGUAUCAGGAGCAGCUGAGUUCAGAAACGCAGAACAUCGACAGCCUCCACAAAGAAAUUGAGGAGCUAAAACUGUCAUCCAGUCAGACGUCUCCGAGGCAGGUGUUGCUCCAGGUUGAGAAAUGUAAACUGGCUCAGGAGUUGGACAUCCACUCACAGCAGCAUGGCAGCGAAGCUCUGACUAGCCAGCGGGAGAUUACACAGAGGGAGAACUCUAAUGCAACGAUGUCCGAUAAAGACAAGGAACUAGAGACACUACGCAAUGAGAUUGCAGUGCUUCGUGUGGAAAAUGCCAUGGCCAAGACACUCCAGUCAGCCGUGACGUCUCUGGAGAGGGACAAAGGCCAGCUGCAGAGCCGAGUGAACAGCCUGGAGCAAAAGCUGGAGGGCCGGCAGACAGGGAACCGAGAGGAAGUCACUUCAGGUGAUGCUGCUAUAGACCAACUGAGAGAAGAGAAAGAGUUUGCUGAGGGACAGAUCAACUUCCUGAACUCAGUCAUUGUGGACCUCCAGAGGAAGAAUGAGGAACUAAAGGUGAAGCUGAAGAAAAUGGCAUUGACCGAGUUUAAUGGAAAUGAUGAACAUGAUGGCCUUGGUGAGGUGAACAAGAAGAAGAAAGCCCCACCACGUGUUUUCUGCGACAUCUGUGACUGCUUCGACCUGCACGACACAGAGGACUGUCCCACUCAAACGCAAUCCCCAGACUCGCCUCCACACACCACGUACCAUGGGAGCCGCAGCGGUGAACGACCGUACUGCGACAUCUGCGAGGCAUUCGGUCACUGGACAGACUCUUGCAACGAUGACCAAACCUUCUGAACUUUCCCUCAACCCCUCGGCCUGUGAGCAGGCUAUGCACAGAUCGCUUUUGACCAGAUUAUACGCUAUUUUUGUACAUUUUAACCUCUUGAACAUUCCCUAAAUGAUCUGCCCAAAUGAAGGCUAAAGUGUGCUGCAUUGAUGGAAUUACAAUGUUCAAUGAUUCAACGUUAUGAAGGCGAGAGAUAUUUCUACGUGUUAUCAGUACUGUUUCGUAAGUUUUUCACUGUCCUGUGUGGAUUGAUCUAAUGAUGAAUUACCAGCAAGAAAUUUUGGAAUGGUUAAGCGAUACUUUGCAGUGUACUUAACUGCCGUGUGUAAUUUCUAAUGACACAAAUUGGAAUGACUGUUUCCAAACAGGUUUCCUUUUUUUCUUCCAUUGUAGCUCCGCCCCAAACUCACGCUAUUGGUCGAGUCAGAAGUUGACGUUGUAGGACAGCAAUGUUUUGAAGGUGCUACAAAGCUGCAGCCUGUGUUCGGAUUGGAAAAUUUUGAUAAAAAUCAGAGAUUUUAAUUUCAGCUUGUCCAUUACACACAAAAUCGACUCAUGUCGAGCACAUUACAUUGUGGAUUUGAUGGUAGAUUGCAAAUUUUCACCCAGGUAUUCUAUGUAUACUGAAAUUAUACAUACUAGACACAAUGUACAUACUGUAGUAUGGUAGUAUGCUAUUCCGAACAUAGCCACAUUUGCACUUUUUGUAAUUCGCCCUACAAAUGGUUUACUUAUAGUUGUCUCUACAGUGCACCAAACAAAGCUGAAGCUAACAACUAUUAACUUAUUGCACUUCUCACUUUAAACGUAUACAGCACAUGAAUUUAACUGCCAUUGUUUGGAAGUAAGUUAUUAUUUUUACUUUUAAAAGUGAGACAUAUAGUUAUAAUAUUGUCAUAUGAAUGGCUUUUUAUGUGUAUUUUGAUGGUAUUUCCUGUAGAUUUCAGGCCUAUUCACACCAAGUCCGAAUUUUCGGCACAAAAUAAAUGCAAUGCAAGAUUUUAUGAUUAAACCUUUGUGUACGAAUCCAAGAUUUAUUUUAAAAUAGAGAACAGUUACUUUAGAUAUCCAGACUUCUUUUAAGAGAAUGAAAAAAAUGUUGCAACAAAAUAUAGUGCAGAAUAGUUUUGGUGCAAAAAAAAGGGUUUCCAAAUAUUUUAAAAUUCCAUGUAUUUUCUCAAACUUGGUGUGAACAGAGCUUUACUAAAGCACAAUUUUUAUGACAAAAUCAUGAUGUACCUCAUAUUGUUGAUGUAAUUUUAACAACAAUAAUCUUCAAGUGUUAGAAUUGGUUGCCUGCAAUGAAAUGGUGCACAAGAUUAUAUUUAAUAUGUAUAAUUUUCAUGAUUAUUGCCUUUUUAUUUAAAUUAAUUAGAUUUAAAAAAAUUACGUUCUGUUUGUACUGAAAUAUUGUCUAUAUAAUAUAUAAUAUAGUCUUUAACUAUUGUACUGUUGUACUGUAUAUUCACUUGAACUCAAUACAAACAUUGAACAGUU